Lactuca sativa (garden lettuce) is the source of this 1159-nucleotide messenger RNA. RefSeq names its product putative membrane protein At4g09580. Gene Ontology annotation, biological process: autophagosome assembly. The record is from RefSeq and is a predicted model, not a curated record. NCBI's taxonomy places the organism in Eukaryota, Viridiplantae, Streptophyta, Magnoliopsida, Asterales, Asteraceae.
UCAAAACAAAAUCCUCAUUACUUUAAUGAUCAAAUCUUCAAUUUCCCUGGAGAUUCUCAGAUUUUGAAGUAGAAACUAAGAAGAAGAAUUCAAUUCGAUGGAACAGCAACGGCGGGUUGAAACAUCGGAUAAUUCUUCUUCUUGUUCUUCUUCAACGACAUCAAAUGAUGAUUACAGGGAAAAUACAGUGAAAUCAUCGGCAAUGCCAUCCAAAUUUGUAUUGACGUAUGGGGAGAUGGCGGGUGCAUCCGCCGUCGUUUUGGGUUUCGCUGUUAGUCUCAUCGGAGUUUAUCUCUCCUUGCCGGUUUCUGACUACUCCUUCCUUAAGCUUCCACGAACGCUUGAAGAUCUUCAUGUCCUCCGGGAUAAUCUGGAGAGAUACACAUGUGACUACACAAUCCAGGUGCUUGUUGGGUAUUGCACAGUCUACAUUUUCAUGCAAACAUUCAUGAUUCCAGGAACUGUUUUCAUGUCUCUACUCGCCGGAUCCCUUUUCGGGGUCUUUAAAGGAUUAGCCCUCGUUGUCUUUGCUGCCACCGCCGGAGCAUCUUCCUGUUACUUUCUAUCUAAUUUGAUCGGCCGCCCUCUAAUCUUGUCUCUCUGGCCUGAUAAACUGGUUUUCUUCCAAAACCAGGUGGCGAAAAGGGAAACCCGGUUACUAAACUACAUGCUUUUUCUAAGGGUGACACCCACCUUGCCAAACGCCUUUAUUAACAUUGCAUCUCCACUUGUAAAUGUGCCUUUUCACACGUUUCUGUUGGCAACUUCUCUUGGCCUCCUUCCAGUUGCUUUUAUCACCGUUAGGGCAGGAAUGGCACUUGGUGAACUACAAUCGCUUGGAGAUCUAUACGAUAUGCAAUCAAUCAGCAUAUUAUUUUUUAUAGGGCUGGCAUCUGUGAUCCCAACAAUGAUAAGCAACACGAGUGAACCAUAGGGUUGUUUAUUCUAGGAAAUCACAGGUACAUUGAUAGUGUAUUUGGAUAUGUCAUUCUUUUGAAUGAAUUCAAUAGAUUGAUUGAUUUGAUUCGUUAACAAGUAGAUAAAAUACUAAGAACAGAUUAGUCCUCAAACUAAGUCAGAACCACUCUUGUAAAAUAUGUAUUUGGAUAAAUGUCUACUUUGUAUUGUUUCGAAUCUAAGAAAUUUUAUUGUCGUGUCA